Molecule: messenger RNA, 804 nt
Organism: Linum tenue
Lineage: Eukaryota; Viridiplantae; Streptophyta; Magnoliopsida; Malpighiales; Linaceae
Source: the annotation of a GenBank genome assembly
AUGCUUGAAGAAAUCAAGAUGCCUUCAGAAAGGAGACGAAUAUUUUCUGAUGGAGCCAAGUUUGACAGACUUAGUGGGCUUCCCGAUGAAGUUCUGCACCAUGUACUCUCCUUCCUUGAUACCAAGUGUGUUGUUCGAAGUAGCAUUUUGUCAAACAGGCUUUGUCGUGUAUCGAUUCUCAAUUGUCCUGGAUUUGGAGAGAGGUCUGAUAUCUUUGCCGCCAUCUUCCGCUCAAUCUCCCUCUGCGACCAAUCAAUUGAGACUCUGGACUUAAAACAAGUCCAGUUUGAUAAUAUGACAUUUGGGUUGCAAAGCUCUGGUUUCAAAGUGCUUACCACUUUGACCUUGUCUGAGUGCUACUUGGAUUUCUCUAGCUGGAACCAACCGCUCAACCCGUUUGCUCGUUUUCCCAUGUUGAAGAAUUUGGCACUAAUAUCUUGCAGUUGCUCUCUUGGUGACGAUCCCGAAGAUGAAGAGACAAUGAGGUGUUUGAAAGUUGUUGGACUCCAGUUGCUUAUCCUAGAAGUAGACGAUGUAUUUGGUUUCGAUGAGAUAAAAGUAUUUGCACCAAAUCUGAAACGGUAUACUUACAAGAAUCAGAUUCGUGACUUUUCUCCAAUGACAGAAGUCUUGGUCAAUGUCCCUUCCUUAGAGCAUGCCGAUAUCAAGUUGUUGGGAUACAAGGGCUUGUAUGAUGAGUAUAAGCAAGAGGCAAACCGACAAUAUGCAAACUUGUUCCUUGGUAUGAGUAGAGCAAUGUCGCUUGUCUUUCAAUUCGAUACCGCCAAGGUAAGUUUCCUAUAA